AUGCCAUCCGAAGAGCCCAUACCCAAUCUUGGUAGCUCACAUUCAGAACACGAAGGCAGCCAUGAAGAGAACAUCACAGACGAUGGUCAAGAUGUCAAAGUUGCAGUUUUCUUCACAAUCUAUGUCAACAUGCCACCAAGACAAGGACAUCGCGGUAUGGUCCGGGUUCCACCAAGAUGCUUCAAACAUCACAAAGGAUGCUUGAUUCAAAUGUGUCAGGCUCUGUGA
Puccinia graminis f. sp. tritici CRL 75-36-700-3 is the source of this 228-nucleotide messenger RNA. RefSeq lists its product as uncharacterized. The record is from RefSeq and is a predicted model, not a curated record. The transcript has a single exon. Bases 1 to 228 code for a protein of 75 amino acids. Lineage: Eukaryota; Fungi; Basidiomycota; Pucciniomycetes; Pucciniales; Pucciniaceae.